AUGCAUCCUCCACCUUCUCAUCCAUCCUAUCCUCACUCGCAUGAAUAUGGUCAUCAUUCUUAUCCCGCAUCAAGAACACAGCAACUGCCUUCUAUUUCCAGCAUCAUUCCCGCGCGGGGCCAUCCCUCUUUCUUUCCUGGCAGUCCGUCAGCACAAACCCCUUCCCUCCCCCUUCAACAAACCUCAAUACAUUCUAACCAUCAAAUGCCAGGAAACUCUCAUAAUUUUCCAACUUAUCUGCCCUCACAACAACAAUCUAUGGUAGAAAUGGCUCCGCGAGCUGCUCCACAUCCAUAUCAUUAUCAAACGAUGCAUCCGGCUCCUCAUCAUAUACAGCAGCCGCCUCCAAGCAUGCCAGUACCUUCUCCUCAACGCAUAAAUCCUUCUUAUUGCUUCCAGCAACAAUACCCCCCACAUGGUCAACAAGCAAUGUCUAUAUCAUCAUCAUCCAUUCAGCAACAACAACACCUCCCCCCUCACCCGACAUUAAUGUAUUCUCCAACAAUGCACUCCUCAUCAUCAUCAAUAUAUCAACAACAUAUCCCUACGGCUCACUCUCAUACAAAUCAUUCUUGUCAUCAACGGCCUACUCAAACUCAACGUUCUCAACAACCGCUCCAGCCUCGACCAACUCUGCCUCUGCGUUUUGCCGGCCCUACUCGCGGCGGAACUCCAAUGAACACGGUCGAACAAUUCGUGACUGUUACUCCCGAACUAAAUAGCAAAUCUACCAGGAAGCGACGUAGGCCUCCUUAUUCAUACUCUUCACUGAUUGCACAAGCGAUAUUGAGUUCGGCAGAGAAGAAACUGACGUUGAAAGAAAUUUACAAAUGGAUUAUGGACAAAUAUCCGACUAUGUACAAGCCUGACGAUACCGGAUGGCAGAACACUAUCCGUCAUAAUCUCUCAUUAAACAGAUGCUUCAAGAGAGUCCCACGAUCAGACACAGAACUAGGUCCAGGUACCAACAGCUCAAAAGGGAAAGGUGGUUAUUGGGCAAUCGAUCCGGAACACAUGCAUUCAUAUCACGAUGGUGUCUUUGCAAGAGGAGGCGUACAACGCCGUCGUCCAGGCGAAACGACCUCGUCUACCACUGCUUCCUCUCCUCAAUCUGCUGUCGUGGAAGACGACGCAGCCUCCGAUUGUGGCCAAUCCGAUUCAGCAAGACAGUCAAAAUCAUCUCCUGCUCCUACCAACGAUACGUAUAGUGACGGUGCUUUAUCUCCGAUAACUCCCGAAUCAAAUUCGCCUCCAUCACCGAUAUCGAUAAACGAUCAGUUAGGGUUAGAGAAAGAGAAGAAGAAUGAUAUGCAUAUAGAUAUGUGUUCUACGGGUAAUCGUGAGAAUUCUGGACAGCUCGUAUUCCAUACCGACGAGUUGAAUGUAAAUAAUAACAUAGAACAAAUAGACGUUUGGAGAAAAGAGAACAUGAAAGUUGAAGUGAUAUCAUGCGGGAACGAGGAUAAGAAAAAAGACGACGACUCCGACUCCAAAGAGGCAAUGCUUAUUCGAAAUUUGUUAAAUUAA
Messenger RNA from Paraglomus brasilianum, 1527 nucleotides. NCBI's taxonomy places the organism in Eukaryota, Fungi, Glomeromycota, Glomeromycetes, Paraglomerales, Paraglomeraceae. The record is from the annotation of a GenBank genome assembly.